AUGCCAUUUUUCCCGGUCGCUGCCCACUUCAAGCUGUUCAACAUCGUCGGACAGAGCGAUAAGGCUCUAUCGGCAAGAGAGGCAUUGGCGGCGUAUAACAGCACGGGUGCGAUUGCUGUAACUGCCACAGGGCCAGGUUUACCUCUUUUUCGUACGUUUCCGCUCUUUUGGACGGUGAAAAUUGUGUUGACAGCGGUAGAGGAUACCUUGUUGGCCAUGGGGAGUUUGGGUCUAAUGGACGUCCCCAAGGACGAUCACUAUACUGCAAACGACCUUACCCGAUAUCUGGCGUCGAAUCAAUCGGCGAUACAGGGAGGGAUUCACUAG
Molecule: messenger RNA, 327 nt
Organism: Aspergillus calidoustus
Lineage: Eukaryota; Fungi; Ascomycota; Eurotiomycetes; Eurotiales; Aspergillaceae
Source: the annotation of a GenBank genome assembly